CACGCCCACUCGGCAAAAGUUCUCGGCAGCCGCCGCACCCGGACGUUGGCUAAGCUACAACGGCAGCAGCCACAGAUAUUGAAAGAUGCAGACCAUAAAGUGCGUGGUAGUGGGAGACGGAGCAGUGGGAAAAACCUGCUUACUGAUUUCUUACACAACCAACAAAUUCCCUUCAGAAUAUGUGCCUACGGUAUUUGAUAAUUAUGCUGUCACUGUGAUGAUUGGAGGAGAACCAUACACACUUGGCCUUUUUGACACAGCAGGUCAGGAAGAUUAUGACAGACUGCGGCCACUCAGUUACCCUCAGACUGACGUGUUCCUUGUGUGCUUCUCUGUUGUCUCACCUUCCUCCUUUGAGAAUGUCAGAGAAAAGUGGGUACCGGAGAUCUCUCACCACUGUCCCAGGACUCCGUUCCUGCUAGUGGGUACUCAGGUCGACUUGAGAGAUGACAGUAACACAGUGGAAAAGCUUGCCAAGAACAAACAGCGUCCCCUGUCUCCCGAGAGUGGAGAAAAGCUGUCCAGAGACCUAAGAGCCGUCAAAUAUGUUGAAUGCUCCGCCCUCACACAGAGAGGUUUAAAGAACGUGUUUGAUGAGGCCAUUCUAGCUGCGCUGGAGCCUCCUGAGACCAAACCCAAGAAACGCUGCAUUCUCUUAUAGAGGAGAGAAUGGAGAAAAAGAAAGAACCAUGGAAUUUGGGAACAGGUUGAUCUGAGUGCGAGAAAUCUGAGGCAUUCAGUCAGUGCCUUUAGUUUUACUGAAUUAGUAGAGUGGUUUGUGUGGUAAUAUGCUAUACAUCUCUCGUCCUAACUAAAGAUCAGUCUUUCUGCAUUCAAACAUUGAAUGCCUUAAAUAGACUUGAAGAGAUGUCUGGCAGUUUUUUAAACUUUUUUUUUUUUUUGGAUCCACAUGUUUGCCAUAACUAACUCAACCCACAACCACCAGAAUAGUUUGAUUCCUAUUUUUUCAGCGCAAAGCCCCAACUUUAACUCUGUCUGCAGUUUAAAGAAGAAGAAAAUGGUCAUCUGAUCAGUCCUUCUGUUCCUCCUUUUGUGUUUGUCUGCGUUGACACAACUGGAACUCCAAGUGUUUCUUACCUCCUUCCUGCCCUCUGCAGGCCUUAGAAUGAACUGAAUUUUUAUUAUUCCUUUUCUUUUCCUACUGUCUUUUUUUUAGAUUUUGGCGUAUUAAUAAUGAGUAUUGAACGAUUUCUUUCCUUUUCAUUUUUGGGAGUGGGUGUUCAGCAGUUAGGUGUUUUUUAUUGCUAUUUUUAAUAUUGUAUGAUUUCUUUUUAGUUUUUUAUUUUUUAUUAUUUUUUUUUUUGAGUGCCACUUCAUUGCUUCAGUUGGUGUUUUUGACUUAACAAAUGUAACUGCAUUCUACUGAUUUAUUAAAAUAGCUGGUCUUUACAUUGGUAAUAAUUACAGUGAUAGCAAUAACAGUUCCAAAUGAUAUGAAUGCAGAAUGUGGAAUUAAUGCAGGAGUGGAAUUAAUGAAAAUGACUGUAAUUAAAAAAGAUGAACAGUAAGCACUGUUUCAUUUUACAAUGCCAUACAAUACAAUCUAACUUCACCCUG
Molecule: messenger RNA, 1578 nt
Organism: Colossoma macropomum (tambaqui)
Lineage: Eukaryota; Metazoa; Chordata; Actinopteri; Characiformes; Serrasalmidae
Product: cell division control protein 42 homolog
Exons: 6
Coding region: 86-661 (191 amino acids)
Biological process (GO): small GTPase-mediated signal transduction; modification of synaptic structure
Cellular component (GO): dendritic spine
Molecular function (GO): GTPase activity; GTP binding
Source: RefSeq, a predicted model, not a curated record